ACAUAAAAUAAGAUCGUUAAUUCCUUUCUGAGAUAUAUGGAGACACAACAAUUACCUUUGAUCUUUAUUUCACUAUUGCUGUUCCUUUCCUUCAUCUUACGUUUAGUUCAUCUAUGGAAGAAAUCAAAAACCUUUAACAAAAAAAGACUGCCUCCAGGACCAUGGAGUCUACCUUUGGUAGGGAACUUGCACCAAUUAAUGAACGGUCGUUUGCCACAUCAUACUUUGAGAAGUCUAUCACAAAGAUAUGGACCGAUCUUUCAUUUACGUUUAGGAGAAUUAUUAGUUGUUGUUGUAUCUUCACCUGAGAUGGCGAAAGAAAUUAUGAAAACCCAAGACCUUCGCUUUGCUAAUAGACCUGAAUUUAUGUUUGGUGAAAUUAUUAUGUACAAUCAUACGGACAUUAUAACUUGUGCAUAUAGUGAUUACUGGAGAAAUAUGCGCAAAGUGUGCACCAUGGAACUUCUAAACGCAAAGAUGGUCAAAUCAUUUAGUUCGAUUCGACAAGCAGAGAUGGAAAGUCUCAUUUCGUCGCUUAAUUCUAUGCCUAAUGACACAUUGAUCAACUUGUCACACAAAAUUUUUUGGUUUACAAGUUCUGUAACUUGUAGAUCGGCUUUUGGAAAAAUAAUACAUGGUCAAGAUAAAUUGAUAAUGUUGAUAAAGGAUGUCACAUCAUUAGCUACAGGAUUUGACUUGGGUGAUUUCUUUCCUUCCCGAAAAUGGGUUCACGAGGUUAGUGGAUUUAAGUCAAAAAUAUUGAAGGUUCACAAAAAAGCUGAUGUAAUUUUGGAGAAUAUCAUUAAUGAGCAUAGGGAAAAUCGAACAAAUGGUAAGAAGGGCAAUGGUGAGUUUGGAGGUGAAGAUUUGAUUGAUGUUCUACUACGAGUCAUGGAGAGUGGAGAAUUGAACACUCCAAUCACAAAUGAGAAUAUCAAAGGAGUUAUUUUUGACAUUUUUAUAGCGGGAUCUGAAACAGCAGCUACAACAAUUCUUUGGGCGUUGGCGGAAAUGAUAAGAAAUCCAAAUGUUAUGGUUAAAGCACAACUUGAAGUUCGAGAAGUCUUAAAUGGAAAGAAAACAUAUGAGGAUACUGAUUUAGAAGAGUUGAAGUAUCUAAAAUUAGUGAUUAAAGAAACAUUAAGGUUACACCCUCCUAUUACUCUAUUACCAAGGCAAUGCAGAGAAGAAACAAAAAUUGACAAAUACACAAUACCCAUCAAAACCAACAUUAUAGUGAAUGCAUGGGCAAUUGGAAGAGAUCCUACAUAUUGGCAUAAUUCAGAAAAUUUUAUACCGGAGAGAUUUGAAAAUAAUUCUAUUGAUUUCAGAGGAAAUCAUUUUGAAUUUGUUCCAUUUGGCGCAGGAAGAAGAAUAUGUCCAGGGUUAUUAUUCGGAUUAGUGAAUGUAGGACAUCCUUUAGCUCAGUUACUUUAUCACUUCGAUUGGAAGACUCCUUAUGGAGUCAAUCCAGACAAUUUAGACAUGACCGAAACAGAUGGAGCAACCGCCAGAAGAAAAGAAAAUCUUUUUUUAAUUGGUACUCCGUUUAAUUUCUCUUAAUAACAUAAUAGACUUGAGAACUAUGUUCCUUGUUUGAAGUACGUAGUUGUACUUUUCACUAAUUGCAGCUUGUUUAUUAACCGGAGAUGGAUAAGAAGAUAGAAAAGUUUAUUUUACAAUAACUACAUAUCUUUACAUGGUAUAUCUAUAUUUAUGCAAGCGUGUGAUUUUGUGAUGAUUGUACUUGAAUUCUCUUUUCCUACUUUGGUGGGUUAUCUCCUUAACUUCGAGUGAUUUUGUUGCAGACUUGAUUGAAUGAUGCAUUGAGAUAACAAAAUAGCUGGAAAUAUAUAUCUGCCUAUAAUACAUAGCCACCACAUCUCUAAAAUUAUCUUGAGAAAAAGAUAGUAUUA
This is a messenger RNA of Lycium barbarum (goji berry), 1916 nucleotides long. RefSeq names its product premnaspirodiene oxygenase-like. The coding region runs from base 37 to 1563 and encodes 508 amino acids. Gene Ontology annotation, molecular function: oxidoreductase activity, acting on paired donors, with incorporation or reduction of molecular oxygen; iron ion binding; monooxygenase activity. The transcript is spliced from 2 exons. The record is from RefSeq and is a predicted model, not a curated record. Lineage: Eukaryota; Viridiplantae; Streptophyta; Magnoliopsida; Solanales; Solanaceae.